Columba livia (rock pigeon) is the source of this 2005-nucleotide messenger RNA. RefSeq names its product calcium activated nucleotidase 1 (gene CANT1). The transcript has 4 exons. Gene Ontology annotation, biological process: proteoglycan biosynthetic process. The coding region runs from base 154 to 1884 and encodes 576 amino acids. NCBI's taxonomy places the organism in Eukaryota, Metazoa, Chordata, Aves, Columbiformes, Columbidae. The record is from RefSeq and is a predicted model, not a curated record. Gene Ontology annotation, molecular function: GDP phosphatase activity; calcium ion binding; UDP phosphatase activity.
GCGUGGGGGGCCGGGACCCCGGCGGCUGCAGCUGCGCUGCGGGCCAGGACCGUGCCCCGCGCCGGGAGCGCCCCCGGCCGCUCCCCAGCCCCGGGGGCACCGGCGCCAGCUCAGCCCCGCGGGGACGGGCCGCCUGCAGCCAGACACGGACACAUGUCCCGCGGUGCGGAGCGGGAUCUGUCCCCGCACCCACGGGGUGGAGGCUCCACGGGGCGCGUCUGGGCCGGCGCCGGCGUGACUGGCGGCACCGCGGGCGGGAGCCCGCCCGUACAGGGGGCUGUACCGGGGCUGUGCCCGCCGGGCAGGCGGGCCGGGCCCACCGCGGGCAGGGCCGCAGAAGACACGACCCCGCAGGGCCGGCUCGGUCCCGCAGCGCGGCCCGCCGUCGCUGGGCUCCAGCCCGUGCGCGGUGCGGUCAGCUCCGGCCGGGCGGUUCCCGGUCGGGGCGCGGGGCGGGCCCGGGGCGGACUGCGGCCCCCAGCGGCCCCCGCGGCGCGGCGGGCGGGGCGGCAGGGGCGGGGCGCGCGGGGGCCGCUGGGAGCUGUGGCUCCCGCCUGGCCGCGGUGGUUUGGCCGCUGCCGGCCGCCGUGGCGGCGCGCGGGGGGUGCUGGGAGCUGUAGGCGGCGGCCGCGGCUGCGCGGGAGGCGGGCGGAGCUCGGGCGGCGCCGCGGUUCUCCUCGCCCCAGUCUGAUGCCCGUCCCGCCCUGCCAUGAGUCUAUGAGCCCUCUCCGGAUCAGCGUGGGUGGUCUGCCUGUCCUCGCGUCCAUGACCAAGGGUGCUGACCCCCGCUUCCGACUGCGCUGGAAGGCCAUCGUGCUGUCAUCAGCCUGCGUGGGGUUUGUGCUGCUGCUCUUCUGCCUGCACCGCUCCUCCCCGCCACGGCACAGCCCGCCCUAUCCUCGCCACUGGCAGCUCGGCCUGCAGGCGGGGGACCGCUACAAUGACACCUACCCGCUGUCCCCACCCCAGAGGAACCCUGAGGGGGUACGCUACCGCAUCGGGGUCAUUGCGGACCUGGACACGCAGUCCCGGGGCACUGAGGAGCACACCUGGUUCAGUUACCUGAAGAAGGGCUACCUGGUGCUGUCGGACAGUGGGGACAGCGUGACAGUGGAGUGGGACAAAGAUGAGAGCGUGCUGCAGUCCCACCUGGCUGAGAAGGGCAGGGGCAUGGAGCUCUCCGACCUGGUCGUCUUCAAUGGGAAGCUGUACGCGGUGGAUGACCGGACAGGGGUGGUCUACCAGAUUGAGGACAACAAGGUGGUGCCCUGGGUGAUCCUGCCGGACGGGGACGGCACAGUGGGGAAAGGCUUCAAGGCGGAGUGGCUGGCGGUGAAGGACGAGCACCUCUACGUGGGGGGACUGGGCAAGGAGUGGACCACGACAACGGGGGAGGUGGUGAACGAGAACCCCGAGUGGGUGAAGGUCAUUGGCUACAAGGGUGACGUGGGCCAUGAGAACUGGGUGGCGAACUACAACGCGCUGCGGGCUGCGGCGGGGAUCCGACCCCCAGGUUACCUCAUCCACGAGUCGGCCGCCUGGAGCGACACCCUGCAGCGCUGGUUCUUCCUGCCGCGCCGCGCCAGCCACGAGCGCUACAGCGAGCAGGCGGACGAGCGGCGAGGGACCAACCUGCUGCUCAGCUCCACCCAGGACUUUGGGGCCGUGACAGUGGGACGCGUGGGCGAAGUGGUCCCCACCCACGGCUUCUCCUCCUUCAAGUUCAUCCCAGACACAGACGACCAGAUCAUCGUGGCACUGAAAUCAGAAGAGGACAACGGCAAGAUUGCCAGCUACAUCAUGGCCUUCACGCUGGAUGGGCGCUUCCUCCUGCCUGAGACCAGGAUCGGGAGUGUGAAAUACGAGGGCAUUGAGUUUAUUUGACCGACUUUGGCACUGGACCAGGAGGGUGAGGGAGGCCAAGGGCGCUGGGCCGGGCUGGGGACGCCAGGCAGCGCUCCUGCUCUGUACUUGGCGCCGCAGGUAAAGCGUUGGCUCUGCUGCA